Molecule: messenger RNA, 2852 nt
Organism: Pistacia vera
Lineage: Eukaryota; Viridiplantae; Streptophyta; Magnoliopsida; Sapindales; Anacardiaceae
Product: zinc finger CCCH domain-containing protein 66
Exons: 2
Coding region: 263-2386 (707 amino acids)
Molecular function (GO): protein binding; metal ion binding
Source: RefSeq, a predicted model, not a curated record
UUUAGAGGUGCAGUAGGCUGGCCUUUUUGACCCAGAACACAUAAAAGGAGACGAAGCAAAAGUCUAGCUUUACUUCUUCUUCUCUUUCUCUAUAGCUUGGUAGGCAUUGUUGUUAAUUGUAUUGGUAAUAAUACUCAAAUUAUAAUAACAAUAGUAAUAAUUAUAAUAAAGUUUGAAGUUGAAGAAGAGAAACAAAUCUGGGUUUGCUUUGCUUCAGGCUCUCUUUGUAAGAAAGAAGAGUUCGAAGAAGAAAAAGAUUUCCAUGUGCAGCGGUUCUAAAAGGAAACCAACACAGACUUGUUUCAUCAUGGAUACUGAUUCUCAUAAACAAGACGGGUUGUGUUAUAAUUUCUCAAUUUUGCUUGAAUUGACGGCCUCUGAUGAUUUGCUUGGCUUUAAAAUUGCUAUCGAAGAAGAGGGUCUUGAUAUUGAUGAGCCUGGUUUGUGGUAUGGUAGGAGAACUGGGUCUAGAAAGAUGGGGUUUGAAGAAAGAACCCCCCUCAUGGUUGCUGCCAUGUAUGGAAGCAAAGAUGUGCUUUGUUAUAUUAUUGAGACUGGACGUGUUGAUGUUAAUAGGGCUUGUGGUUCUGAUGGGGCUACUGCGUUGCACUGUGCUGCCUCUGGUGGUGCUUCUAGUUCACCUGAGAUUGUCAAGCUCUUGCUUGAUGCUUCUGCUGAUAUUGACUCUGUCGAUGCUAAUGGAAACCGGCCUGCUGACUUGAUUGCCAGAGGUUGUCUUUUGGGUUUCCAUUCAAGGAAGAAGGUAUUGGAGUCUCUGUUGAGAGGCGAUGCUGGUGUGGUAGAAAUAGAUGUUUUUUGUGAUGGAGUGGUUUAUGAAACGGGGGUACAAGAACAGCCUGAGAUUUUGACACCCCGAAUAUCUAAAGAUGGAACUGAGAAGAAAGAAUAUCCUAUUGAUCUCACCCUUCCAGAUAUCAAGAAUGGGAUAUAUGGGACAGAUGAGUUUAGGAUGUAUACUUUCAAGGUCAAACCUUGCUCUAGGGCUUACUCGCAUGAUUGGACAGAGUGCCCGUUUGUUCAUCCUGGGGAGAAUGCUAGGCGCCGUGAUCCAAGGAAGUAUCAUUAUAGCUGUGUCCCAUGCCCUGAGUUCCGAAAGGGUUCCUGUAGGCAGGGUGAUGCUUGUGAAUAUGCACAUGGUAUUUUUGAGUGCUGGCUCCACCCUGCCCAGUAUCGGACACGUCUGUGUAAGGAUGAGACUAAUUGCAACAGGAGAGUAUGCUUCUUUGCUCACAAGCGUGAAGAGCUUCGUCCUUUAUAUGCCUCAACGGGUUCAGCAGUGCCGUCUCCCAGAUCAUUCUCAGCCAAAGGUUCUUCCCUGGACAUGGUGUCUAUCACCCCACUUGCCCUUGGUUCUCCAUCAGGUGUGAUGCCACCUACGACUACCCCACCCUUGACGCCCUCUGGGGUCUCUUCUCCAAUGGGUGGAUCGAUCUGGCAGACCCAGCCUACUGUACCUACACUGCAGCUUCCUGGUAGCAGGCUGAAAUCUGCAGUUCAUGCCAGAGAUAUGGAUUUUGACAUGGAGUUGCUUGGUCUAGAGAAUCAUCGACGUCGACACCAACAAUUGAUUGAUGAGAUUUCUGGUCUCUCAUCACCAUCCAGCUGGAGCAAUGGCAUGUCUGCUGCAUCACCCUUUUGUUCUUCUGGUGAUCGAACUGGAGAAUUAAAUAGGCUCGGCGGAGUGAAACCAACUAACCUUGAUGACAUUUUUGGAUCUCUCGAUCCUACGAUUUUGCCUCAAUUACAAGGACUCUCAUUGGAUGCUCAAGCAACCAAAUUGCAGUCACCCCCUGGCAUCCAGAUGCGUCAGAACAUUAACCAGCAGCUCCGAUCUAGUUAUCCUUCCAAUCUCUCUUCCUCUCCUGCAAGGACGUCUCAGUCCUUGGGGAUUGAUCCUGCCGGGGCCACUGCAGCUGCAGUUUUGAGUUCAAGGUCAGCUGCCUUUUCAAAGCGAAGCCAGAGCUUCAUUGAGCGGACUGCUGUGAAUCUUCAUUCUGGGCUUUCUUCACCAGCUGCUACCACGACUCUGAUGCCUUCUAACCUGGCCGAUUGGGGUUCUCCUGAUGGUAAGUUGGACUGGGGUGUGCAGGGAGAAGAGCUGAACAAGCUGCGAAAAUCUGCUUCUUUUGGAUUUAGAAGUGGUGGCAGCAAUUUGGCCGCCCCUGCGGCCUCAGAGCCAGCAACUGCUGACGAGCCAGACGUGUCUUGGGUUCAGUCCUUGGUGAAGGACACCCCUUCUGUGAAAUCUGGUCAACUUGGCUUCGAGGAUCAGCAGCAGCAGUGUCAUCUUGACACUGGAGUUUCAGAAAUUCUUCCCGCUUGGGUGGAGCAAAUGUAUAUGGAGCAGGAGCAGAUGGUGGCUUAGUCCUGAUAAGCCCAAUAUUGGUUUUCUAAAGUUUAACUUAACUAGUUUUUUUUUUUGCCAUUUUUUGAAUUUUUAUUAAUAUUCAUCAUCUGUAAGUGGAAAGAGACGGGGUUUGGAGAGCAUCAAAGUAUGCACCAAGGAAGUUGAGUAGGAUUAAAGCUUCUGCUCUUACCACUCUUUAGGUUCUAAUCUAAGAAUAAGUAGUUUACUUCUUUUCCCCUUUAUUUUGGUUCUCUUUUUAGCUGUUCUCAUAGUCAUCCCAAAAUGGAAGAUGUGGGAAGCACAAUCUCCUGCUGAUGGGAGUAGAGAAGCAGAUUAGUUCAAACUGCCUGGAUUCAAUUAUUUCAAUUUACAGAUGGAAGAUAAAAAGACAUACUGAUUUAUUGGUUUAUUUUUGAAUAUGUAUCUACCUCAACUUGUAAAAUUAAUUACGCACCUAAUAAAAUCUUAGCAUAUUAUUGAGUAA